Acipenser ruthenus (sterlet) is the source of this 2459-nucleotide messenger RNA. Its product is annotated as protein myomaker-like. NCBI's taxonomy places the organism in Eukaryota, Metazoa, Chordata, Actinopteri, Acipenseriformes, Acipenseridae. Gene Ontology annotation, cellular component: plasma membrane. The record is from RefSeq and is a predicted model, not a curated record. The transcript has 6 exons. Bases 102 to 881 code for a protein of 259 amino acids.
UGCUCAACACACACAUAUACAACACCAUACACGCUCAGUCCAUCGCUGGAUUUGCAUGUUCACAAGCUGGGAGAAGAUUGUGCUUCAUCUAUUUUCCCAGGAUGGGUUCGAUAAUUGCCAAAAUGCUGCUGCCCACUGUUAGCAGCCUGGCGUUCAUGCCGGCGAUCAGUGUGGCAGCCAAACGGGGCUUUCACAUGGAGGCAAUGGUGUACUUCUUCACUAUGUUCUUCAUUGCGAUUUACCAUGCAUGUGAUGGCCCUGGAUUGUCCAUAUUGUGCUUCAUGAGAUAUGAGAUUUUGGAGUACUUCAGCGUCUAUGGGACAGCUAUCUCAAUGUGGGUCACUCUUAUAGCUCUAGGAGACUUUGACGAACCAAAAAGGUCCACCCUCACGAUGUUUGGUGUUCUCACUGCCGGUGUGCGCAUCUAUCAGGAUCGCUGGGGGUACGGUGUCUAUUCGGGGCCAAUUGGGACAGCUGUGCUGAUGAUCACUGUCAAAUGGCUGAGGAAGAUGAAGGAUAAGAAAGGCCUAUACCCUGAGAAGAGUGUGUACACACAGCAGGUGGGGCCGGGGUUCUGCUUCGGAGCACUGGCUCUCAUGCUCAGGUUUUACUUCGAGGAAUGGGAUUACACCUACGUUCACAGUUUUUAUCACGUGUCCCUGGCCAUGGCCUUUGUCCUGGUUCUCCCGAAGACCAACAGACUGGGAGGAACGGGAGGGAACCCUGCGAAGCUCAGCUGUUACACUCUCUGCUGCUGUGGGACUAAGCCAGCGAUAAAAGACAGGAUUCAAACAAUCUGGAGUUCAACAACUAAACGUCCCUGGAUUCGGGCCUGCGACCCAGGCCUACCUUUCCGCCACCCCCAGCCAGAAACCAAAUAACCUGCAGGACCUUCAGAGAGAGGGACUGGGGAGUGGGGUUGCCUUGUCUUUUCUAGGCAACAUUCCAUAUUAAAUGCAUUGAACUAAGUUUUACAGAGUGGUAUGGUGCAGGACAAACCAGUGUGCUCACAUUCUCACUGCCUGUACACUGGGGAAGCUAAAUCUCAACAAUGCAAUUUAAGAGAAUUGCACUGUAUAUAACACACUCCUUCCCCAUAGUGACUAUUUUUUCAUAAGGAGUAGAAAUCCUAAAUUGUAAAGAGUGAUUAUGUUUGAAUGUUAUUUUCAUAUGUUUUGUAAACAUAGUUGUUUAUUUAUAUUGUCUUAUUAAGAUAAUUUUAAUUGAGAAUCGUCUGUCGCAGCGAGAAUUGCUUUUAUAGAUAAUUAAUAAUAAACAAAUCAGUUGUAUUAUAUUAUAGAGCAUACUCCUACAGGUACUGUUUUUGUAUACAAAGACAUUUGUAAGGCUUUUUGAUUUUACUGUAUACUGGAUCACAGACUAAACAGAUUGCAGUUGAUAUAAAACAGAUUUGAGUUGAUGUAAAACACACAGCCAGAUCUUUCCAUCCCAUUUCUCCGCUUCUUUGGAGCUUGCAUUGGCUUACAGUAAAGUAGAGCAUUCGUUUCAAAUUAUGUUAUUAUUAUUAUUAUUAUUAUUAUUAUUAUUGGUAGUAGUAGUAGUAGUAGUAGUAUUUAUUUCUUAGCAGACACCCUUAACCAGGGCGACUUACAGUUGUAUACAAAAAAUACAUAUCAAGAAUUACAGUACAGUUAAGAUACGUGUUCUUUGUUUACAAAACUGUUCAGGGUCCAGCGUAUUUCAGCAAGUGAAGCAGACUUCAAGCUCAGCAAGAGCCAUCCUUCUGGUACUCCCUAGAUUUCAAGAUUUGGGGCGUUGAGUGGUUCCCAACCUGAUUCCGAACACUGAGACAUUUCACAGUUUUGGCUGGGUUAAAGACCUUAUUUGAUAAGUCUUUUGUUUAUUUAGCUCUGUAGAGAUGUCUUCGCUUUGUAAAGCACUCUGAGUUGCUUGUAUAUACAAAUGUUAUGGUAAUUGGUAUGGUGUAAGCUUGAAACUAAGCCUGCUAUUACAGUGAGAGUUACAGGAGUUUAAAUUUAGGGAUAAUGGCUCCAUCAAAAUCUGUUUCUAAUUCUACAUUAAUUCUACUUAUGUAAACAUAAUGUAGUCUUAUGUUACUGAUUUACACAAAAACUUUGGUAUAAGCUCUGGCCAGAGCUCAAAUUGACAUUUCUCUGUAAACUGAAAACACAAAUCUCAUAUUGUAAUAUAUAAUUACAGCAUAUACUGUCUUAUAAAAGAUUACCAUGGUAAUUUAGCACUUUUUCUAUGUCUUUUCCUUGGUUACAGUUUACCAUGGUUUGCCAUGUUUUAAUAUGCUUUACCAUACCUCUUUGGGCUUACCUAUGUUUUACCAAGCUUUCACUAGGCUUUAUUAUACUUUGCCCGGUUUUUACUAAGGUAUGCUUGUACAGGCUGGAUUUAUUCACUUGUAAUUUAACUUUUGAAAUGUUUUGUAACAUAACUAAAUACAAAUAUAUUUUGCUUUUUAAAUUUAA